Molecule: messenger RNA, 711 nt
Organism: Oppiella nova
Lineage: Eukaryota; Metazoa; Arthropoda; Arachnida; Sarcoptiformes; Oppiidae
Source: the annotation of a GenBank genome assembly
AUGUCUGAAUUCAGUGAACUGGGCAAAGACGACAAAUUAGGACUUUUGAUGGCCGGCUUUCCUAAGAUUAUAAGGCUUUUAUCAGUUCUUAAUUUUAAUUUUGAGGGCAGAUUCUGGACCUUACCCUUUUUAUCCGCUGUUUUACUAUUCAAUCCAAACUGUUCAAUUCUGGUCCAUAGGCAUUUUAUUACAUUACAACAGAAGACUUACAUGUAUUUACUUCAACGCUAUUUAGAGAUUAAACACAACUCUAAGAGUGAAUCCGAGACCCGAUUCCGAAGAUUAAUGAAUUGUGUGAAUGAGUUACAUGUUAUCAAUGAGUUUCGUAUUCAAAACCGUAAAAACCUGGUUAUGAUUACAUCGACUCGAAAUAGUGAUCAUUUUUAUUAUUACUGCGGUGAUGUGGGUCAUUUCAUGAAUAGCACCGUACAGUUCAACACAUUUGUGGCCAUCGGAUGUACGGUUGGAUUGAACGGUAUCCUGAGCUCAGACGUCAAAAUAUUUCAGAUGCUGAGCGGAUCUAUUAGUCCGGCAGCUAUUGUAACCCUAUCGCAGAAUCGUAUCAACAUAUCACUCGUUGAGCACAUAGUCGUGUCGAUACCCCAUUCAAUCGUAUGGAAAGAAUUGCUGAACAAAACAUUGGAUUUUAUUGCUGGAAUUUCCGUGGAUUAUAUCGAUGAUUGCAGUAAUGUUCAUGAAUGCAUUACCUGA